Molecule: messenger RNA, 5039 nt
Organism: Toxotes jaculatrix (banded archerfish)
Lineage: Eukaryota; Metazoa; Chordata; Actinopteri; Toxotidae
Gene: ccdc18
Product: coiled-coil domain containing 18
Exons: 25
Coding region: 557-4660 (1367 amino acids)
Source: RefSeq, a predicted model, not a curated record
UGUCUUGGUGUUUGCUACUUCUGCACUAGGUAACCUGCAAAGUAACAAAGAAGUUGCAAGUACAUAUUUUAUGCUUUCACAGCGGUACGACGGCAAAAUUCACGUUUCAUUCGAAACAACUGUCGUUCGUCCGGUCGUUGGGAGCGUUUGCUCUUAAAACAACGAUAACGUUAAAAAGCUAGCCACCUGUUGAUGCGGCGAACAUCUUUGUUUACAUUUCGCGAAAGUAGCUAUGCUAGCUAGUUUGGUAUUUUCUGUUGUGGUCACAGAAGUUUAAAAAGUAGCGCUACACCGAUGAGUUAGUUUUCGGUUUUCUGUAUCUUUCCAACGAGUCACACAAGCUAGCAAUGUUACUUGUGCAACUGAAGGCUAACUUCAGCCAGUCAAGACGAGUUGUGGAUUAGCUGGAGGUCGACAUGUACUCAUCAGUAGUCCAGUGUUUGAGAACGAGGAGAGUUUGACCCAAGAUGUGUUCAGUCUGAGGAAUCCGCUUCGACUGACGGAGCACAGCCUGUGGGACAUAAACUGAGUCUACUUCAAAGUCAGGUCAGAAGACAUGGAGUCCAUUUCUUUAAGGAAGAAGGUGGGCUGUGUGCGUCAGGAGAACGCCUGCCUGUCCAUGCAGGAUGAGCAGCUAAUCAAUGACCAUGAUGCUAUGCAGUAUGAAUUAGCCACCUCCAAGUCUCAGCUCCACCUCAGAGGCCCUAGGGUUGGAGUUAAAAACAGUGUGACAGUCAUGAGUCAGCAGAUUCGACAGCUUGAAGCAGAGCUGGAGGCUCAAGCCAAAGAACUAAAGGCAGCAGAGCUGAGGGCUGAGUGCAGCCAGGAAGCAGCAGCUCACAAUGACAUUGUGGUGGCGACUCUCACUGAAGAGCUGAGUGCACUCAGAGAGGAACUGGACAAUAGGACAGCGCUAGGAAAACGGGCUGAGCAACAAAGGAACCAAGUACUUGAAAAUGCAGAGACACUCAAAGAAGCUUUCAAAGAUUAUAAGGCCACAAUUUCCAUUAAGCUUAAGAGGGUGAUGGAGAGUGAGAGCAAACUCAAAGAGAGUCUUAUUGAGUGUGACAGAGAAAAAGAAGAACUGGAGAUGAAGUGCACUGUGUUGCAGAGAGAAAAGGCAGAACAGAACCAAACGAUCAGCCAGCUGAAGGAGGAGCUGAGGCAGGCCAAGAGUUCGACUGCUGCGUGCUCGGACCUCCAGGCUCAGCUGGAGGAGGCCAAACAUCAAGCCUCACUUCUGGAACGGCAGGUUGUGGAGCGGGCAGCCGAGUGCAGGGAGUUGGCCUCUCUGCGCAGGGAGGUGGAAGACCUGCGGACUCUGACCCAGAGCCAGGAGCGGAGGGUGGCCCAGAGCCACAGAGAGUUUCAGCAAAGCCAAGCAGAGCUGUCCGGCCUGGAGGCCGUACUGGCCCUGCUGCAUAUACGAGAGGGUGCUGUGGGGCCACUUUGUGCUAGGCCCUGCAUGUUGCCCCCAGUGGAGUAUUCUGGAACUGCACACCUGCUGAAUUUAAAGCCAGGUGAAGGUUAUCAGCAGCUGCUGCGGGUGCUGCAGUCGAUGGAGGCUGAGAAGAUUAAACAGAGCAGCGUGGUCGAGCGGCUUCAGGAGCGUCUGAGCAGAGCCCAGGAGGAGAUCUCCUCUCUGCAGAGCUCCAUGGCCCAGAGAGCCUCCCACUACCAAAGCCUCCACACUGAGCUGCUGGACAAAGUCAGCCAAGCCACUGACACAGAAAAAGAGUUGAAGAGAAAAAGUGCGCGUGUGGCUGCACUGGAGAAACAGUUACAGGAGAAAACUUCAGCCUACAGUCAGGCUGCACUGAAAAACACUGAGCUGGAGAAUCAGCUACUGGAGAAGACCAGCGCGCUGCAACAUUACCAGUCACUGAUGACCAAAAAGCAAAGAGAGUAUCAACAGUCUUUGGACAAGUAUAAAAAAUCACAGUCUCAGCAAAGCAUGGAGCAACAGCACAGAAUAGAAAUGUUGCAGUUGUCUGUGGAAGAGGCUCAGUCUCGGGUGUUAGAGAUGGAGCAGGAGCUUUGUUUGCUCCAGAGGGAGCGAGACGAGGCUCAGAAAGCAGCUCUCUUGCUGCAGACCACCGUGGAAAAGCUUACACAAGAGAAGCAGGUUGAGGUCAGACGCAUUGAAGAGUUGCUGCAGAGUUUAAAAGAGCAGGCAGCUCAGUCUGCUGCUAAGGUGCGUGAGCUACAGUCGUCUCUGUCAGCCUGCAGAGAAGAGCUGGCCUCAUACCAGCAGCAGAUGGAGGAGGUGAAGACGAAGUAUGAGAGUGAGCUGCAGAAGAACAAUGACAAGGUGUCCUCUCUGCAGGAGAAGCUCCACAACACCAGCCUGGUUUGUCAGAGCUCCAGUGAGCAGAACUUGCAGCUGCAGCUUUCUCUCCAGCAGCAGCAGACCAUGCUGACUGAGAGCAAUGCCCACAUCUCUGAACUGGAGGAGAGCCAGAGCCACCUGCAGAGACAGGUGUCCAGUCUGGAGCAGCAGCUGGAAAGAGCCCGGGCCUCUCUACAGGACGAGGUACGGGACGCCCAGGAGAGAGACAAGGACCUGCAGGAGAUGAACCAGCGGAACACUCACCUGUCUGAGUCUGUCACCCAUCUGACAUCAGAGAUGACAAAGUGUCGAGGGGAGCUGGUGUCUAAAGAGUCGGAGCUGCAGCGCCUGAGGAGGGACGUCACAGUCAAGACUUCUCAGAUCACACGCAUGGAGGAGAGCCUGCAACACGUGAAGAACCAGCUCGACAGCAAGACUGACAUGGUCGUGGAUCUGGAGGAGAAGCUCCAUCGCUGCGAGGCAGAUCGACUUAACUCUGUUCAGCGGGUCCACAUCCUAGAGGGACAGCUGCAAGGGGUGCGGGGAGAGUUGGCUGAUACUCUAGAGCAGCUACAGAAACUCAGGGACAUUCUGCAGAGGACACAGACCAUUGCAGAUGACCGGCAGGCCUGCGUGGAAAAACUGACUGUCCAACUUAGUGAGACCCAGAGGGAGUUGGAAGAGAGAACUCAUGAGGUCUUAGACAUGGAUAAUGCACUGAAGGAGAGACAGGGGGAGCUCCAACAGAGAGCACAGCUGCUGGGCCAGCUGGAUGUGGCCAUCAGAGAGCACAAGCAGGAGAUGGAGAGGAAGGUGGAGUCUCUGCAGCAGAACCUUGAAAGCAGAGAAGGAGAGCUGAGGGAAGCACAGAGGGAGCUCACAGACAGACACAUGAAGGAGUCUCAGGAGCUUGGCCAGCAGCUGCGUGUGACUCAGCAGAAACUUCAGUCUGUGCUACAGGAGCUUGAAGAUACUCAGCAUCACUGUGAGGCUUUGAGCAGAGAGCUGGACGCCACCAAGCUGCAAACCAAGGAGAAGGAGGUCCAGCUGUGUGUCGUGGAGGAGGAGCUGGCACUGAAGGAGGCACGCUGGCUGCAGUCGGAGGCCAGGCUGCAGAGCAUGGUCACCUCUUUAGAGCGGGAGUUGGAGCUGGAGAGGGAGCAGCACAGCACGGAGCUGGAGUCCCUGCAGCAGACUCGAGGUCAGCUCCUCAAAGUCUCUGAGCAGAUCUCCUCCACCAUGCGCUCCUCCCAAGAGCAACUCACCGCUAAGCUUCAGCAGAGCCAGACUCAGCUCGAGCAAACCAAAGCCCUGCUAGACCAGACCAAGACGGAGUUGGAUUGCACCCGGAACCAAGCCCGACACCUCCAAACACAGCUAGACCUGAGCCAGAGCCAGCUCCUUCAGAGUAAAACCCAACUGGAGCAAAUUAGGAUUCUGUAUGAGCAGACCAGAUCCCAGAACAGUGACCUCCAUGUCCAGCUGGAGCAGCUCAGCGCCCAGUUAAAUCAAGCCAGAGUCCAGACUGCCCAGCUCCAGACUCAGCUACAGGCCUGUGAGAAGUCCAUGGAGACCUCCAAUGAGUCCAUGCUCAUCAAGGAGUCUGAGGUGACUCGUCUCCAAGCCAGGAUCUCCAGUCUGGAGCGAGCUGCUGACCGCCAGAAUCUUUACAAUCACACGCUCUCUCUCCCAGCUCUGCACAAACUCACACACUCAGAGCACUCCUCUUCUGCUCACUCCCCUCCUCCCUCCCCCAAAAAGCUUCAAACACCCGCCCACUCUCCCACACAUGUUCACUCAGCUUGCGUCCACUCAUCGCCCCCCGCUCACACGUACCUUCACCCCUCCUCAGCCCUUCACCUGUCGGAGAGCCACCACCAAACUCACGAUUGGCUACAGAGCAGCAGCAUCGACUCCUCUUUAGACCUCCCUCUGAGCCUGAAGGCAACACUGAGGGAGGCUUUGAGCAAGCAGCCAUGGGAGUCUUCCUCCUCCUCCUCUGUCUCCCCUUUCCCAGAUAAAGUGGACCAUAGCUGGCAGGGCCUCAGCGCCAUGGAGGGCACAGCAACCUCUGACCUCUCCUUCAACCCCCUCACGUACAUGGUGGAUAAACAAGAUGAUGGAAACCCCAACAUGGAGGCUACCUCGAUACAGGAGGGAGACGGUGAGCAGUUGAGUGAGUCGAGGAGAGAGUCCGUGUGCACUCUGGUGGGUGAGGAGGAGGUGGUGGAUAUGAGUUCGCUGACAGGGAUGCUGAGGUUUGUUAAUCAGACGUUAGCCAUGCAGGAGGACCCUUCGUUAUGGAGCUCCACAGGGCUGUCACAGACCUGAUGCAGCCUUGCCCUCCAGGGACGUCAAGGAGACAUGAAGCUGUGUUGCCAAGGAGAUGUCAGAGAGGAGAAGAGCUGUUUACGUUGUUGUCAUCCUUGUGUGUCUGCAUACAUGAAAUAUAUUUCCCAUAUUCAUUAACAUUUUUCAUAAAGCUUGUCCUCUAGGUGUGUUUUUAAAAGCAAGCUGCAAUAGUGUCUGUGAGGGAAGAGAUAAAUUGUCUGUCCAGUUUAGACGAGCACUACUGCAGUCUGUAAAUAAUCUACUGUGAAGUUUUCUUAUUAAUGUAGCAUUUGCAUUUCAUGUUGUAUCUUGUCCUUACCAAUAUUUAUAUAUUUGUACACUAUUCUAAAUAAGCUAAGUGAAUAAAAUAUGUUUUUUU